UUGUGUCCUUUUCAAAAUGGCUGCUGGAGUAACUUCAUUUGACUCGAGCUCAUUUGGAGGUUGUGAUAAAGAUUUACCAGGAUUUCAGCCCGCAUCUUCUUCCACUCAGGCGGCACGGAGCACUUUAGUGUCGGCGGAAGUUCAGUUCAGUCGCUGCUUCAACAAACUAAAAGUCCUGAGAGCCUCCGACAGUCCGGGUUUCAGAACCGAGCUGAACCUGCUGUUCGACCAGCUGAUCUCUGAAAACUACAGCAGCAGCUUCACAAAUGAAAACAUACGACCACAAGAUGUGUGUGCGCUGCUUGUGCACGCAAGCCAAUUGGUGAAUCACAGCCAAGAACACCUCGUUGUCAAACUGUGCCAGUUGAUUCACCAGCUUCUGAACCAGCUACAGGUUAUUGUGGAUGAACAGGCAUUGGAUGCACUUGUGUCAUACUGUAUACGCGCUCUGCACACAUGCAGCCCAUGGACACACACCGAGGUCUUGCUCGCGCUCUCCUCAGUGCUGUACGCCAACGGAGCCAGGUGUCACCGGCACCUUCCAGAUCUUCUUGGGCAGAAUGGUAUUCUUCUGAAGUAUGGUGACCCUGGUCAGAGUGAUGUCGAGCUCAGACGCUCUGCUGUACACUGCGUGGCCAACCUUUGUAUCAGUGUUCCUGGUCAUCCCUUUUUGGAAGAACCGUACAAAGGAGUGUGUUACAGAAUGUUCCUACAGACUCUUCAGUCACGAAAGCCACCCAACGUGGAAGAUCUCGUCUUCUGUACGUUGUUACAAAGUGCCCUGAAGGGGAUGCAGUGUUUCCUGAAUGGUGGAAAGUGGAAGGCUGGUCCUGAUCAGGACCUGGGCUCCCUGUUGGCUGUGCUCAAGAAAUUCAUGUUUCAUGGACUGCCAGGGAUAAAUGUAGAAAUGCCUCCGGUUCUGUAUCCAGCGCCUCUCCCUCAAUACGACGCUGUUCCUGUGGCCGAACCCGAACCUGCACAGGACACGCCAGCUCAGAGGAAAACACCAGCGUCCCAACAGAACAAAAAGCGAAAGUCUCGCGGGAAAGGGAAGAAAGCCCGAGAAGAGAAGACGACGGAUGAAGCAGCGGACGAGGGCGAGGGUGAGGAUGAGGAGCCGAAUACCAGGCCUGUCAGGAACGGAGCGAGUGAAGGACCAGGACGACGGGAUCUCCAGACUGUCUGGCCUCAAACUUCGACUGAACUUAAUCCGCCUCUGCAGCCAAGACCAAGCCCCCAACUCUACCCGUCCUGGAAGAAAGGGAGCUCUGACUCGGAGUUCUCCGAUCCUGAAGGAGGAAUGAUGUCCAAACUCAGGCUGUACCUGGCUCGAGUGCGACAGAGCGCUCUGCACUGUUUCCUGGCCGUAGUGAAGUGUGUGGAAAAAAGGGUUUUGUAUGGCUACUGGUCCUCCUUCAUCCCUGACGCUCCAGGCAUCGGAAGUCCUCCUUCGCUUACCCUCGUCACCAUCGCUCUUAAAGACCCGUCCCCGAAGGUGAGAGCAGCGUCGCUGCAGGUGCUGUCCGCGCUUCUAGAAGGCUCUCGGCAGUUUCUCUCAGCAGCUGAGGAUACCAGCGCACCCCGGCAAGCCUUCACGCCGUUCUCAGCCACGCUGGCUGCCAGCUUGAGGGAGCUGCACCGCUGCCUUCUACUCGCACUCCUCGCCGAGUCUUCAUCUCAGACCCUCACGCAGGUCAUAAAGUGCCUUGCUCACUUGGUGUCGAACGUGCCCUACAGGCGCUUACGGCCAGGUUUGCUCAGCCCCCUGUGGAAACAGAUUCGCCCAUACAUCCGGCACAGGGAUGUGAACGUGCGGGUGUCCAGCCUCACUCUGCUGGGAGCCAUGCUCUCGUCUCAGGCCCCACUGCCCGAAGUGCAGCUCCUCCUGAAACAACCGUUUUCUGGAAGCAGAGAGAGAGAUGCAAACGCUUCUGCAGACGUGACGGGGGCAGAGGAGGCUCCGUGCUGGCUGCUGCAGGUGUGUGUGGCUCUGGUUACUCAGCCGAGAGAGGAUUCCUGCUCCGACAGUGAUACGACAGCAGCCACCUCUGGUUCGCUGGAGCCUUCACCCGUCCGGCUCGAGGCACUUCAGGUCCUGGCGCAUCUAGUGAAGGGCUACUUCUGUCUGGCUCAGGUGUCUCUGCUGGAGUUGGGUCAGCUCGGUGCUCGCUGUCUCCGAGAACAGGACCCGUCUGUGCAGCUACACGGAGCGAAGCUGUUGGAGGAACUGGGUACUGGAAUCAUCCAGCAGUACAGAGCUGAUCCCUCGACUUCUGAGAGCGUCAGUCCUGUGCCAGUGAGCCUGGUGGUACAGUUCUGGUCUGAGGUUCUGACUGGUCCGUUGGUCGGAGCCUUACAGAAUGAGCAACAUCCGACUUUACAGACUAGCGCAUGCGACACGCUGUCCUCCAUCUUACCACAGGCCUUCAGUCAGCUUCCGGACAAGACUCAGGUUCUAUGCAUCACAGUAUUGCUUGGGCUGACGUAUAGCGAGAACUCCUUGGUGAAGGCAGCAGCAGUGAGGGCUCUUGGUGUCUACAUUCUCUUCCCCUGUCUCAGAGAGGACGUGAUGUUUGUGGCAGACACAGCUAAUGCCAUCCUCACCGUUCUGGACGAUCGCUCACCCAAUGUCCGUGCCAAGGCUGCCUGGUCACUAGGCAAUCUCACUGACACACUCAUCGUCAACAUGGCGUCCGUCGGACUGGAGUUUCAAGAAGAGCUCUCUGACAUGCUACUUCUAAAGAUGCUCAGAUCUGCCACCCAAGCAUCCAAUGACAAGGACAGGGUAAAGAGUAACGCAGUGCGAUCUCUGGGGAACCUGCUGCACUUCCUGCAGCCGGUGCACCUGAGCAAGCCAGCGUUUGUGCAGCCUCUUGAUCAGGCCAUGAGAGCGCUUAUAAAUACAGCCAGAGGAGAUGCUACCAUGAAGGUGCGCUGGAACGCCUGUUACGCUCUGGGGAACGCUUUCCAAAACCCUGCCUUGCCUCUUGGCACUGCCAGCUGGUCUACAGAGGCGUACUCUGCUCUCUCGUCCAUCGUCACGUCCUGCAAGAACUUCAAAGUCCGCAUCAAAUCCGCUGCCGCGCUGUCUGUCCCCGCUGAACGGGAGCACUAUGGAAACGAGCAUCAGUUCGCUGAAGUGUGGCGAGCCUUGGCCCAGGCUCUCGAACAUAGCGAAGAAACCCAGGACUUUCUUGAAUACCGCUACUGCGCCAGCUUGCGUUCGGAGCUCUGCCACGCCCUGCUUCACCUCCUGACCCUGUGCCAAACUAGAGAUCUGCCUUCAAUCGGCGCAUCGCUGAGCAGCCAGUCGAGACCUGCGCUGCACGGCUUCUUGGUUCAUUACCUCACUGACGUUCCUUCGGUUUCUGCACACGGUGUCAUUGGUGGAGAAGGUACAGGAUGCCAGACGGAGCCUACAGACAGACUGAAGCUGCUGGAUCAGACCCUGAUCAGACUGAAGGAGCCGGAAGAGGAUGUUAAUAAAACUGGAAGCAGGUCUGAUCUUGACACAGUGAUUGGAUUUUUAGAGGAAGUUAUGAAGACUUGCAAAAGGUUGAAGGUGUCCGAAGGAACGGACACGUCACGGAUACAGUAACUCGCCGUAGAAGCUAUCCUGUACAUUUCGCAGUUAUAGCAACGGAAACAAAUUUCCGCUUUGGUGGAUCUGCCACUCAUAAAUACAUAAACACGAAACUCAGUUUAUAUAAGAUGUUUAGAAAAUGUAUUGUGCUACAGGUUUAUUCAAAUGAGCCUCUUUGAGCUUGAUUUAAUAAAAAAAAUGUUGAAUUCAAGAUGUAACAUACAUUUGGCACUUUAUUAGGAGCACUUGCACGCCCAUCCGUUCAUGCAGUCGUAUCCAGUCAGCAAAUUGCGUGGCAAGACUGAUGACAAAAGACCAGACGACAUUUUGCCUGAUUUUCGGUUUCUGUAGCAUCAGAUUCCUGACAGGAGUGGAACCUGAUGCGUCUUCAGAUGGAAAUGUGAGGAAACGGUGUAAACUUGUGGAAGCAGGAAUGCUUGACUGAAGCCAGAUAGAAGGAACAAUAAAGUUUUUUCAAGUGAAGGUUAUGGUACUGGUUUGUGUGUCUGAGAUGUGAACAGCAGAGGGCGAUAUAGAGCUAUGAGUUCAAGCCGAGGUUUUUCAUUUAAUGUGUUUUAUCAUAAGGAAUUAAAAAUAAACAUUUGUUU
Messenger RNA from Neoarius graeffei (lesser salmon catfish), 4191 nucleotides. RefSeq names its product HEAT repeat containing 6 (gene heatr6). The coding region runs from base 17 to 3598 and encodes 1193 amino acids. Gene Ontology annotation, molecular function: protein binding. The transcript has 20 exons. NCBI's taxonomy places the organism in Eukaryota, Metazoa, Chordata, Actinopteri, Siluriformes, Ariidae. The record is from RefSeq and is a predicted model, not a curated record.